This is a messenger RNA of Pseudoliparis swirei, 789 nucleotides long. RefSeq names its product matrix Gla protein (gene mgp). NCBI's taxonomy places the organism in Eukaryota, Metazoa, Chordata, Actinopteri, Perciformes, Liparidae. The transcript has 5 exons. The record is from RefSeq and is a predicted model, not a curated record. Gene Ontology annotation, molecular function: calcium ion binding. The coding region runs from base 83 to 451 and encodes 122 amino acids. Gene Ontology annotation, cellular component: extracellular region.
AGCAAAAUACAAGGACAGAGAUAUUUCCAAGACUUCAUACUUAUCUUCUCCUGUGCGACGGAGCAGCCCAACAAACCCCAGGAUGAGGAGCCUUCUUCAGUGUCUGGCACUCUGUGCCGCGGUGUCCUUCUGCGUCGGCUACGACUCUGAUGAAAGCACAGAAUCCAUCGAAGAUGUGUUUGUGCCUCCGAGCCGAGCCAACUCGUUCAUCACGCGGCAGAGGGGCAGCGCGUACAGCCCGGGCCGCGGGGCCGGCCACAACUACUACUACCGCUUCAUGAGGCCCAUGAAGUCUCUGAUGGAGCGUCGUGCUGAGACCUGUGAGGACUACUCUCCGUGCCGUUUCUUCGCUUACCGCCACGGCUCCCAUCAGGCCUACCAGAGGUUCUUCGCCGCCCGAAAUCGAGCCCAGAACCCGCCCCAGAGGCCCGCCGCGGCCCGCCGGUACUAGAGCCCCAUCACCACGCCGCCCGGCCCCCGCCGCUCCACCGCUCCGUCGUUUGCGUGGCUUUGUGUUCGGGGCCCCUCGUGGCUCUGGGCCGCCAUCGGGGCCACGGGGAGGUCCUCGGCUCAGCUCCGGUGUAAUCUCAGGAUGUGUAUCCACUAUUAUCACCUUCACAGCAUUAAGAGCUUCACGCACAGUUGAAGUGCUCCAGCUCUCGACCCACUAGCCGGCUCACGCCGUCCAGCUCCUCAGCUCGACGCCGCCGCCGCGGAGCGUUUGUGUGUUUUGUUCACUGCUUUGAAAAAAAAUGAAAUAAAAUCCCCCUUUAUUGGGGUUUAUCCUAA